AUGACGUCCUGUAUCCGCUGUGUUCCAAUAUUCCUGCCAGUGAAUGUUCAUAUCCACAACUUCAUUUCCUUCCACCCCUACAUGGGCAGGAACCCAAAGGAAGGAGACAGCCAUUCCCUUAUUAUGAAGUGUGAGAAGCAAGUGGAGACCCAGGCGGAGAUGGGCCACACAUGUCGGGGCACCAUAAACCUGGCCACAGCCAAUAUCGCGGUGGAGGACUCAUGCAAUUUCGUCAUCUCUAAUGGCGGCACGCAGACGUAUCACCUGAAGGCCAGCUCAGAGGUGGAGCGGCAGCGGUGGAUCACAGCACUGGAGCUAGCCAAAGCCAAAGCUUUCCGCAUGCAGGCUGAGUCGGAUGAUUCCGGGGACGACUCCACUCCUCCUGCGGCAGGUCAGGGCGCAGGCUCACGCAACUCAGAGGUGCAGUCCACCCUCCGGACGCUGGGCAGCAAGGUGGAGGAUCUCAGCACCUGCAACGAUCUCAUCGCCAAACACGGCUCUGCUCUUCAGCGGUCCUUGUCUGAGCUGGAGGGAGUUCGGCUGGGAGGAGAGACGAGUGAAAAGAUUCGGCAGGUGACGGAGCGAGCCACCCUCUUCCGCAUCACCUCCAACGCCAUGAUCAACGCCUGCCGGGACUUCCUGGCGUUGGCUCAGGCUCACAGUAAGCGCUGGCAGAAAGCGCUGCAGGCCGAGAGAGAGCAGAGAGUGCGACUGGAGGAGACACUGGAGCAGCUCGCCAAACAACACAACCAUCUGGAGAGAGCCUUCAGAGGAGCGACCGUACUGCCUCCAUCCCAGAGCAACCCUGCCAUAGACAGCAAAGGCCCAGUUCCAGGAAAGGGCGACGUCAGUGACGAGGACGAGGAGAAUGAAUUCUUUGACGCAUGCGAGGACGUUCAAGAGUUUAUCACUGUACCAGCAGACCCCAAAUAUCACAGGAGAUCCGGCAGCAAUGUCAGUGGAAUCAGUAGCGAGCUGGGAAUGGAUGACGGGACGACGUCGCUAGACGAGCAGUCUCUGGCGUCCAAUCCCGAAUCUCCACAGUCCCAGGAAGUAGUGCCUGUGAGAAAGAGGCGGAGCCGAAUCCCAGAUAAACCAAAUUACUCUCUCAAUCUAUGGAGCAUCAUGAAGAACUGUAUCGGAAAAGAGCUCUCCAAAAUCCCUAUGCCUGUGAACUUCAACGAGCCCCUGUCUAUGCUGCAGCGUCUCUCCGAGGAUCUGGAGUACUACGAGCUGCUGGACCGGGGCGCCAAGUGCCAGAGCUCUCUGGAGCAGAUGUGCUACGUGGCAGCUUUCACCGUGUCCUCUUACUCCACUACAGUUCACCGCACGGGCAAACCCUUCAACCCUCUGCUGGGAGAGACAUUUGAGCUGGACCGCGUGCAGGAGAGCGGCUACAGGUCCCUCUGUGAGCAGGUAAGCCAUCACCCUCCGGCUGCGGCCCAUCAUGCGAUCUCCGAGCGAGGCUGGACCCUGAGACAGGAGAUCGCCCUGGCCAGCAAGUUCAGGGGAAAAUAUCUCUCCAUCAUGCCCCUGGGUUCUAUUCAUUGUAUCUUUGAGAAGAGUAACAAUCACUACACCUGGAAGAAAGUCACAACCACAGUGCACAAUAUUAUUGUCGGGAAACUCUGGAUCGAUCAGUCAGGAGAAAUAGACGUUGUGAACCACAGGACAGGCGACCGCUGUCAUCUCAAAUUCGCCCCGUACAGCUACUUCUCCCGAGAUGUGGCCAGAAAGGUCACGGGGGUAGUGACGGAUAAAGACGGGAAAGCGCACUAUGUUCUGUCUGGGACGUGGGACGAAAAGAUGGAGUGCUCUCGUGUGAUGCAGAGCAGCAGAGGGGGAGAGAACGGCGCCGACGGGCGACAGAAAACCGUCUAUCAGACGCUCAAAGCCAAAGAGCUGUGGAGGAAGACUCCGCUGCCACCCUCACUGUCUCAUUAUCUGCUCUGUGUCACUCUAGUGGAGGGUCCUUAUGGAGCUCCGGUCAAAAGUGGUCACCAUGACAGCUACAAGUCCAUGUGGUUCGAGCAGCAGGUCGACCCGAUGACAGAAGAGCCCACGCACAUCUACAGAGGAGGAUACUGGGAGGCUAAGGAGCAGGGCAACUGGGACUCCUGCCCGGAUAUCUUCUGAUCCCAAUCACGCACAUGCCCCACGAUGCCCUCACUGUCCCGUUUCCCGGAAGAUAACAAACAAACGAAAGCUCAGUCAGCUGCCCCUUCUCUUUUCCCGUAUCGUAGUAUAUCGAGAUGCGCGUUCUUCUCUUUCGCCAGCCGUGCUCUACUCAGUGGACAGUAAGGGACACCGAAAUGGUCCGGGAGCGCUCUCCCACCACCAUCCACUGUGUGUCUCUCUGUUCUCCUCACGGGAUUAUUAAAACAUAGGGUUCACGAUUCAGUAAACGCUAGCGUUAGGAAAACAUAUUCAACACGCUCCACAUGUCUUCCUCAAGCUGUGGAUGUCACAUCCUUAAACAUCCGGGGGACAUGAAGGCCUGUUUGCUCAUGCAAGCGUGUGUGUGUGUGUGAGAGAGAGAAUUAGCACAGGUGUGAAUGAGUUCAGAGAAGCGCUGUAGUGCUCUUUCUUUUCAUUGAGCAUAUUUGUGUGAGAGAUGAAGUUUAAGAGCUCGCCUUGGUUUGUGGAUUUUAAAGGAAUGGUGUGCACAAAUAUGAAAGAUCUGUCAUUACUUACUCGCCACCUUAUUUCUUUUGCAAAACAAGCUUUUUUUCCAGUAAUGUUAGUGCACAACAUGU
Sinocyclocheilus grahami is the source of this 2756-nucleotide messenger RNA. Its product is annotated as oxysterol-binding protein 1-like. The transcript is spliced from 15 exons. Bases 1 to 2136 code for a protein of 711 amino acids. Lineage: Eukaryota; Metazoa; Chordata; Actinopteri; Cypriniformes; Cyprinidae. Gene Ontology annotation, cellular component: plasma membrane; cytosol; perinuclear endoplasmic reticulum. The record is from RefSeq and is a predicted model, not a curated record. Gene Ontology annotation, molecular function: sterol binding.